AAUGAGCUGUAGAAGGUCCACCAGUAAAAAGAACGUCUACAAGAGUAAGUACAGACGAUCCCUGUUCUGUUUGGUGGUCAACUACUACCCUCUGUUUCGUAGUUGCAGGAACCAAACCUUAUCAUUAUGACUGGGACAGCCGAAUCAAAUUCCUCUUCUUCACUCACCGACCAUUAAAUUUAACGUUAUACAGUCAAAGGCUUCAGGUCAUGACCGAAUUCUAGAAAGAAGAAAGAUGCAUUUUCCAAUUAGUUCGUGUUUGUGCGCGAGUGACGUGUUUUGAGUGUGCGUGCUUGCGUGGGAGAUGAUUUGGAGUGUUGCUGAGAAGCAUGGACACUUAUAAAUGAUAUUUUGGUGGAUCUACUGUUAGCUGUGGAUUUUGUGAUGUUAAAAUGGCUUCCAAUGCUACAUCUGGAAAUGCUUGCCCGCUGCCAAUGAAAGCCACAUCAAAUGGUGCAUUUCAGGGAGAUAACCCUCUUGAUUUUGCGCUCCCCCUGGCUAUUUUACAGAUAUGUCUUGUUCUUGUAGUCUCAAGGGGAUUGGCAUAUCUUCUAAGACCUUUAAGGCAACCGAGAGUUAUUGCAGAGAUUGUUGGUGGAAUAAUACUUGGGCCAUCAGCACUUGGGCGGAACAAAAGCUAUCUGCAGGCAGUGUUCCCACCCAGGAGUAUUACAGUAUUAGAUACUCUAGCAAACAUUGGCCUUAUUUUCUUUCUAUUCUUAGCAGGCCUGGAGUUAGAUCCUAAAUCUCUGCGUCAAACUGGAAAUCGAGUCCUUGCUAUUGCUAUGGCUGGAAUAGGCCUACCAUUUGCACUAGGAAUUGGUUCAUCACUUGUUCUGCAACAAACAAUUGCCAAAGGUGUAGAGAGUAGUACUGCAUUCCUUGUGUUUAUGGGUGUUGCUCUGUCCAUAACUGCAUUUCCCGUAUUAGCCCGUAUUUUGGCUGAGUUGAAACUUCUAACCACAAAUGUUGGCAGAAUUGCUAUGUCAGCUGCAGCAGUUAAUGACAUAGCUGCCUGGAUUCUGCUUGCUCUGGCUGUUGCUUUAUCAGGCAAUGACCGGUCCCCUCUUGUGUCAUUGUGGGUCUUGUUGGCCGCGUGUGGUUUUAUCAUUUGUUCAAUCCUCAUGGUUCCUCCAAUUUUCAAAUGGAUGAUCCAACGAUGCCACGAAGGUGAACCGGUUGAAGAGGUAUACAUAUGUGCUACCUUAGCUGCUGUUCUGGCUGCUGGGUUUGUUACAGAUGCUAUUGGAAUCCAUGCCAUGUUUGGUGCUUUUGUUGUUGGAAUUUUGGUCCCAAAAGAUGGACCAUUUGCCAGUGCUCUUGUGGAGAAAGUGGAAGAUCUUGUGUCUGGUCUAUUUCUCCCACUCUUUUUUGUGUCAAGUGGAUUGAAGACUAAUGUGGCCACCAUUAAGGGGCUGCAAUCAUGGGGCCUUCUGGCUUUUGUUAUAUUUACCGCUUCAUUUGGGAAGAUUGUUGGGACUUUUGUUGUUUCUCUUUUCUGUAAAGUGCCUUUUAACGAGGCAUUAGUGUUGGGAUUCUUGAUGAAUAGUAAAGGCUUGGUUGAAUUGAUUGUCCUCAACAUUGGCAGAGAUAGGAAGGUUUUGAAUGAUCAGACCUUUGCCAUUAUGGUUCUUAUGGCUCUCUUUACUACCUUCAUCACCACUCCACUUGUGGUUGCUGUGUAUAAGCCUGCAAGAAAGGGAAGAAUAGCUGAUUACAAAUAUAGAACAAUUGGAAGGAAAAAUCCAAAUAGCCAACUGAGGAUUCUUGCCUGCUUCCAUGGUGCAAGAAAUAUUCCAUCAUUGAUAAAUUUGAUUGAGGCUUCAAGAGGAAUCCAGAAGCGUGAUGCACUUUGUGUGUAUGCAAUGCACCUUAAAGAACUCUCUGAGAGGUCCUCAUCCAUAUUAAUGGUACACAAGGCAAGAAAAAAUGGUUUGCCAUUCUGGAAUAAAGGUCAUCAUGCAGAUUCAAAUCAUGUGAUUGUGGCAUUUGAGGCUUACAGGCAACUAAGCCAAGUGUCUAUCCGGCCAAUGAUGGCAAUCUCAUCUAUGACUAGCAUACAUGAAGACAUUUGUGCAACUGCUGAGAGGAAGAGGGCUGCACUGGUUAUUCUUCCAUUUCAUAAACAUCAAAGAUUGGAUGGUUCACUAGAUAUUACUCGAAAUGAUUAUCGAUGGGUUAACAAAAGGGUACUUCAGCAUGCACCAUGCUCAGUUGGACUUUUUGUUGAUCGUGGUCUUGGUGGUACGUCCCAUGUCUCUGCAAGUAAUGUUUCUUAUUGUGUUACAGUUCUUUUCUUUGGUGGUGGUGAUGAUCAUGAAGCCCUUGCUUAUGGAGCUCGUAUGGCAGAGCACCCUGGCAUAAAAUUAGUGGUUAUUCGCUUUGUAGUGGAACCAGUGAAUGAAGGAGAGAUUGUAAGAGUUGAUGUGGGUGACUCCACUAGCACGAAAUUAAUCCCAGAUGAUGAGGAGUUCUUUACUGAAUUCAAGUUGAAAAUAGCCAAUGAUGACUCCAUCACCUAUGAAGAGAGAAUCGUAAAAAAUGCUGCAGAAACAGUUGCUACUAUUCGUGAGUUUAAUAGCUGCAAUCUGUUUCUUGUGGGUUUAAGGCCAGCUGGUGAAGUUGCAUGUGCUCUGAAGAGAAGUGAAUGCUCUGAACUAGGACCUGUUGGUGGUUUGUUGGCAUCACAAGAUUGCCCCACAAUAGCAUCCGUUUUGGUGAUGCAACAAUAUCACAAUGGCGCGCCAAUAAACUUUACCUCACAUGUAGAGGAACACUUAUCUGAUAGGGACUCUACUUAAACAACUUUCCUCUAAUUUUGUUCGGGAAGGCACGCCAUGUUUGUGCUUUGCUGAACUCCGUGCUGCUUUACUUUAUAGUUUACUGUUCAGUUUCAAUUUUAUUGGAUUUGGAAUUGGUAUAGAAUUAUUUUAUGUUAGGACUUUUGAGUUGCACAAAGAAUUAUGGCAUAAGAUUAUAAUUCUAAGUUCAAUUCCAAUUUUAUGAUUUACAUGUAAAUCUAGAAUUUAAAAAUAAAUAUAUCUUUAUAUGUUAAAUAUAAGUCAUUAUUGAACUGAAAUAUUU
This is a messenger RNA of Abrus precatorius (Indian licorice), 3084 nucleotides long. Its product is annotated as cation/H(+) antiporter 18-like. Gene Ontology annotation, biological process: proton transmembrane transport; regulation of pH. Gene Ontology annotation, molecular function: antiporter activity. Gene Ontology annotation, cellular component: membrane; endomembrane system. The coding region runs from base 393 to 2801 and encodes 802 amino acids. The record is from RefSeq and is a predicted model, not a curated record. The transcript has 6 exons. Lineage: Eukaryota; Viridiplantae; Streptophyta; Magnoliopsida; Fabales; Fabaceae.